Molecule: messenger RNA, 646 nt
Organism: Lagopus muta (rock ptarmigan)
Lineage: Eukaryota; Metazoa; Chordata; Aves; Galliformes; Phasianidae
Product: ETS translocation variant 3-like protein
Exons: 5
Coding region: 62-646 (194 amino acids)
Biological process (GO): regulation of transcription by RNA polymerase II; cell differentiation
Cellular component (GO): nucleus
Molecular function (GO): sequence-specific DNA binding; DNA-binding transcription factor activity, RNA polymerase II-specific
Source: RefSeq, a predicted model, not a curated record
UCGCUCCUGUCCAUGUGCUACUGCCUAGGAUCGGGUCCCCAACGUUGCCGCAGGCUGCAGCAUGCAGUGCGGCUGCGUGGCCCCGGGGCUGCCCGCCCUGCCUGGCUCCUACUGGGUACCAGGGCUUGCCUUCCCAGAUUGGGCGUAUAAGGCCGAGUCCAGCCCUGGCUCACGACAGAUCCAGCUCUGGCACUUCAUCCUGGAGCUGCUGCAGAAGGAGGAGUUCCGCCAUGUCAUUGCCUGGCAGCAGGGCGAGUACGGGGAGUUCGUCAUCAAGGACCCCGACGAGGUGGCACGGCUGUGGGGCCGGCGGAAGUGCAAACCCCAAAUGAACUACGACAAGCUGAGCCGAGCUCUCAGGUAUUACUACAACAAGCGCAUCUUGCACAAGACCAAGGGCAAACGCUUCACCUACAAAUUCAACUUCAGCAAACUCAUCUUCGUCAACUGCCCGCUGUGGGACCUACGCUGCCCCCCAUUGCUGGCAGGCGCCGUUCCCCCCGCCCUGCCGAGCCAGCUGCUGCAGAACGCGUUGCUGAGCCGGCGGACGCUGGCGGAGCCGCUGGGCUGGCACCGUGGUCCCCGGCACCCACUGCUCCCUGAGGCACCUGAGAAAUCCCGUAAGUGUGGGGCACUGACGGCCUAA